AUGAAUUUAUAUGAAGAUCCGAGUCAGGUUGUACAAAUUUUGAUACAAACCAGUUCAAAAAUUUGGGCACGCUCUGGCUCUUUUAUAUCUAGUCAAUACCCUAUUUUUUAAAUUGCCCCAUGUUGGAUUUUGAAGCUGUUUCAAAACCCUUAAAAUUAUCAUAACUUAAAUUACAAAACAGCUGUUAACUCAUCGCAUAAACUAGAAUGAGUCACGGGUUACAAAUCGAAUCUGCUACUAGGUAUUUAAAUACCAAAACGAAACGAAAACAAAACCAAUCGCUUACUCUAUGAAGUUUUGUUUUUUAAUCUUGUAAAUCAUGAUCAAAUUGUGUGUAAUUUUACUUUUACUUUAUUUUUAUUAUUUCACGUCAUAUUCAGUUAAUGGCGACAAAAUUAAGAUUGGGUUGAAACGACAUGAGAAAAAUAAAACUUAUGGUAAGGUUUACUGCACUGACAAUGGCUAAGGCAAAGGCUUAACAUAUAGCUAGAGUACAGGCUAAAUUUAAAGAUAAAGCUCCAGCUAAUGCUAAGGCUAGGUCAAGAGGUAUAGCUAGGUUCAAAAAUAAGGUUAAACGUUUUAGUAGCCAAAGAUGCCACUACAACGGGUGCAACAACAAAAACGUAUGGUGAAAUCAUGGCAUCACAGCACAACCUUGAAUACAAAGGCAUUGUCUCCGUUGGUACUCCUCCACAGCAGUUUGAAGUUGUUUUCGAUACAGGGUCGGACAUCUUUUGGCUACCUCAAAUUGGCUGCCAAAGCUAUGGUGUAGAUGUUCAUGCAUGUGCUAGCGGUCAAGAGCUCUACAAUCCAAAUGCUUCUAGUACCAGCGGGGACAUACAUAGGGCAUUUCAAAUUCAGUACGGUACUGGGUCGGCCAAUGGGAGGUACUAUGAUGAUAUGCUUAGUGUAAGUAGUACUAAUCAAGAUUUAAAAAAUUAGUCUUUUUUUUGUGUUAUUAUGGUUGAUGAUAGUAAAUAAAGUAAAGUAAAGUAUUUAAUAGUUACUGGACUAAAAUAUAAAGAAACUUUUUAGUUCGGAGAUGCCACAACCUCAUCAUACAUAGCCGUAGGCAAUGUAACUUUAGGCGCCGCUCAACAAAUGACGUUUUCUGAUCAAGGCAUCUUAGGCUUGUCAUUCGCGGCCCAAAAUGAUCCAACUCCGGUCUUUCAGCUAGCUGCACAAAGAAAUGUUUUUGAUGAACCUGAGUUUACAGUAUACCUAAUGAAAUGUAGUCACAACUGUGAUGAAGCUGGCUUAAUCACAUUUGGAGGGUUUGACGACGAACAUUGUGAAGCUGUAAUUGGUGGUACCAACUUAAUUGAAGGUGUACCAUAUUGGAUGUUUAACUUAGACAAUAUUAGUGUAAAUGGGAAGACUUACAGUAAUCAAAAGGUUGGUUAAAUUUUGCCAUCAGUUUUUUACUUUACUAUAUAUUUACAUUCCAGGCCAUAGUAGACACAGGAACAUCAGUAAUAAUAGGUCCUCAGUCAGCUGCAGUCCAAUUGAUUCGCCAAAUUGGAGCACGUUCAGUAGGUGACGGUAACUAUGUCAUGGACUGUAGCGCUCAAUUCUCGCUUGACUUUACGAUAAAUGGUCAGCAAUACUCGGUAAACUCGGAUCAAUUACUACUGUCUCAAGGGUUUGGUAUGUGUAAUCUAGCCAUCAGCUACGAUCCUGGAGUUGACUUCUGGAUUUUGGGUGACCCAUUUCUACGUCAGUACUGUACGGUGCAUAAUGUAGUUAACAAGACUGUACAGUUUGCACCUUCUAAGAGUGCUACAAAGGCUACUGGUGGAGGUAAUGGUGGUACUAGUGGUGGUGGUAACGGUGGUAACGGCGAAGGUAAGGGUGGUACUGGAGGCGGACAUAGAAGGCCUCAUGGUGGGCAUGGUAACAAAGGUACGACUUUGUUCAAAAAUAACAAGAACUUUCUUUACAAAACCAAGAAUGAUUAAUCCUAUAAUUCACUUUUAGGCCAAGGCAAUUUCCCCUUCGGAUCUCCCUUCGGCAAUCAAGACCCCUUCUCCGGCUUUCCUCAAGGUGGUUCAUUCGGUCAACCAUUCUCUUCUGGAGGCCCAUAUGACCCCUUCAGCCCAUUCGGCACUAGCCUAGGCGAUCCUUUUGGUCCAGGCUUUCAACAAGGCAACUUUGGAGGAAACGCAUUUUCUGGCCCGAAUUUUGGAGGUGGUCCAUUUGGAUCUUCUCCGUAUGGAGGUUAUGGAAGCUAUGACAAUUUAAAUGAUAUCUUUGGUCAACUUGGGCUACGACCCCGGUGGCAUCGUAGACGGCUUUAAAUUCGUUCAAAAAAUAUUUUUGAAAUUUAUUGUAGUUUCGGAGAGUUUAAUGUAUUUCAGUUUUGAAAGUCAUUUUCUGUGUAUUUAUGUAUUAAUUACUGAUAAAAUAAAGCUAUGAAAUCUACUGGCAUACUAUACUUCUCAUAAAAAUAUAAAGCAGAGUCCAGUAGACACAACCGAAAGCAAGGCAAAAAUCAGAGUAAGAAAGGACAAAACAGAACAGUACAACACAGGACGGGACAAGACAGUACAAGACAGGACAGGACAGGACAGGACAGGACAGGACAAAACAAAACAAAACAAAACAAAACAAAACAAAACAGGACAGGACAGGACAGGACAGGGCAGGAAAGAACAAGACAGGACAGGACAGGACAAGACAGGACAGGGCAAAACAGGACAAGACAGGACAAGACAGGACAAGACAAGAUAA
Bursaphelenchus okinawaensis is the source of this 2730-nucleotide messenger RNA. NCBI's taxonomy places the organism in Eukaryota, Metazoa, Nematoda, Chromadorea, Rhabditida, Aphelenchoididae. The record is from the annotation of a GenBank genome assembly.